This is a messenger RNA of Aspergillus affinis, 1500 nucleotides long. Its product is annotated as FAD-binding oxidoreductase. The record is from RefSeq and is a predicted model, not a curated record. NCBI's taxonomy places the organism in Eukaryota, Fungi, Ascomycota, Eurotiomycetes, Eurotiales, Aspergillaceae. Bases 1 to 1500 code for a protein of 499 amino acids. Gene Ontology annotation, molecular function: FAD binding. The transcript is spliced from 4 exons.
AUGACCAAACUCCAGUCUGCUCUUGCAGUCCUCCUGCUAAGCACUCUUGCAAACUUUACAUUUAGCAGGAUUGAAAGAACUCCUGAACUAUGUUGUGCAGAUCUUCAUGCAAGUGAUAUCAGCGGUAGAAUAGCUUUCCCCAAUACCAUAACAUACAAUGAGUCUAUCAACUCAUACUUUGCCGUUAAUGCUCGACUUCACCCGACCUGUAUUGUUCAACCACUCUCCACACAUGAUGUCUCCGUGGCUAUGCAGAUUUUGGGGAGCUCCAGACGCUGUCAAUUUGCCAUCCGUAGCGGUGGUCACUCUACCUCAGUUGGUGGUUUGAAUAUCCAACCCGGUAUCACCAUCGACCUAUCAUUAAUGAAUCGCACCACGUACAGCCCAAGCACAGGGACUGCGUCCAUUCAGCCCGGAGCUCGGUGGUCAUCAGUAUACAACACGCUGUUAGAACACGCUGUCAUGGUUCCAGGUGGCCGCACUGCCUCUGUCGGCGUUGGAGGGUUUCUCAUCGGGGGUGGAAAUUCCUUCUAUGCCGCUCAAGUUGGUAUUGCGUGCGACAAUGUUGAAGAAUAUGAGGUUGUUUUAGCGAGUGGAGAGAUUGUAACAGCAAAUCGGCAUAUAAACACCGACUUAUUCAAAGCGCUCAAAGGGGGCUCCAGCAAUUUCGGCAUAGUGACAAGGUUUGAAGUCGCUGCAUUUCCAUCUCAGAACCUAUGGGGUGGGAACGUCAUCCAUGAUUACAAUCCAUCAACGCUCCAGCAAUAUAUACCUGCCGCUAUCAGCUUUACGAAAAACAUUCCUAAAGACCCCUAUGCCUCCUGGGUGGGAUUCGUGGCCUAUAACUUCAGCACUGACCGGACCGGUAUCAUUUCCUCGUUGGCUUACACAAGACCAGUAGAGCGCCCUUACGCAUUCCGCGAUUUCUAUAUGAUUCCGAAUAUCACCGAUACGUUGCGUCUCUCAAAAAUAGUAGAUUUAACAACUGAAAAUUUAUUCCCUUCAGGUUAUCGGAACGUCGUCCAAACGGGAACCUAUCUCAACAGAGAAGAAGUUCUUCAAAAGGCCGUCGACAUCCUUACCCACCAAGUUCAGGAAGCCAGGUCUCUGGCUCGGAGUCGGGACUUUAACCUUUAUCUUAUUGUUCAACCAUGGGAUCCCUUGUUCUGGAAGGACAGUGAAACCAAAGGUGGGAACGUGCUCGGGCUAGAGCGGUUUGAUCAGGCCAUGUUCAAUAUUCUCUGGGACUACAGUUGGGACAACGAGUCAGAUGAUAAUCUCUUCUAUUCCCUUGCCGAGUCCGCGAGGGUAGAGCUGGAUGAAUACGCCAAGUCAAGAGACGCGUAUAAUGAAUACAUCUAUAUGAAUUAUGCCGGUAGCAACCAGAACCCGAUUCAUGGAUAUGGACCGAAAAACUUGGCGUUUGUGCGGCAGGUGGGAAGGAAAUAUGAUCCGAAAGGUGUUUUUCAGAAACAGGUUCCGGGGGGCUUUAAGCUUUGA